UUUGUUCAAGUCACGCUCAGUGUGGUCUCAUUUUCGUAACUCGUAAGUCGUCAUAAAAGAACAAACAAACGUGCUCUUAAGUUGACCCUCAAAGUCAAUUUGUCUGUUUCUACUUUCACAAAACCAGAUCGUCGAGAUGUCGGAAGACAAAGUCGUCGCCGUGAUCAUGGUCGGAGGACCGACCAAAGGAACUCGUUUUCGCCCAUUAUCGUUCAAUACGCCCAAGCCGCUGAUUCCUUUGGCUGGCCAGCCCAUGAUUCAUCAUCCUAUCUCUGCUUGCAAAAAGAUACCAAACCUGGCUCAGAUUUUUCUGAUUGGGUUUUACGAGGAAAGAGAGUUCGCUUUGUAUGUUUCUUCCAUUUCUAACGAGCUCAGAAUCCCAGUGCGAUACUUGAAAGAAGAUAAGCCUCAUGGUUCUGCUGGUGCUCUUUAUUACUUUCGCGAUAGAAUCAUGGAAGAGAAACCGUCGCAUGUUUUCCUCCUAAACUGUGAUGUUUGCUGUUCUUUCCCUCUCCAACACAUUCUCGAUGCACAUCGUCGAUAUGGUGGCAUUGGAACUAUGCUAGUAAUCAAGGUUUCUGCAGAAGCAGCAAGCCAAUUUGGAGAGUUGAUAGCUGAUCCUGAUACUAAAGAACUCUUGCAUUACACAGAGAAACCAGAGACUUUCGUCAGUGACUUGAUCAACUGUGGUGUCUAUGUGUUUACCUCAGAUAUCUUCAAAGCCAUUGAAGGAGUAUACAACCAAAUGAGAGAGACGUGUGAGUUUUCUUCACUAUUGGCCUAUCUCAAGAGACUUGCUUUGUUUUUUUUUGACUUUAUACUAAACUUGGCAGCUAGCAACUACAACCACUUCCAGUAUGCUACAAGGUCUGUUCCUGCUGAUUUUGUGAGGCUAGAUCAAGAUAUAUUGUCACCGCUUGCUGGAAAGAAGCAGCUAUACACAUAUGAGAAUAAGGAUUUCUGGGAACAGAUCAAGACUCCAGGGAAGUCUUUGAAAUGCUCGGACUUGUAUCUCUCUCAGCUCCGCGAAACUUCUCCUCAUCUUUUGGCUUCAGGAGAUGGUACUAAUAAGAAACCGAUGAUUGUUGGUGAUGUUUACAUUCACCCAUCCGUAAAACUACAUCCAACCGCUAAGAUUGGUCCAAACGUGUCAAUCUCAGCAAACGUUCGUGUUGGACCUGGUGUAAGGCUUAUUAACUGCAUAAUCUUGGACGAUGUUGAAAUCAAGGACAAUGCUGUUGUAAUAAACUCGAUCAUUGGUUGGAAAUCUUCGAUAGGAAGAUGGUCAAGAGUUCAAGCUAAUGGAGAUGACAAUGAGAGGCUUGGGAUUACCAUUCUUGGUGAGGCUGUGACAGUAGAAGAUGAAGUUGCAGUCAUAGGAAGCAUUGUUCUUCAGAAUAAGACUCUCAAUGCCAGUGUUCAAGACGACAUAAUCUUAUGAAUCAUCAGUAGGAUGAUAUACUGAUUUUUUUUAAUAAUGCAAACAUAAGAAGAGUUACAGAACUGAGAGCUACUUUGCAUUGAGAAGCUCACAUGAUUAUUACUUUGUACUAUGAUUUUAAUAUACAGAAAGAAUCUAUGAAGCAAGAACUUUGCAUUUCAUCAUGAAAUUUUCAUGUUCUUUUUUAAUCAUUUUUUCAGCUAA
Brassica rapa (field mustard) is the source of this 1645-nucleotide messenger RNA. RefSeq names its product mannose-1-phosphate guanyltransferase alpha. The record is from RefSeq and is a predicted model, not a curated record. Lineage: Eukaryota; Viridiplantae; Streptophyta; Magnoliopsida; Brassicales; Brassicaceae. Gene Ontology annotation, biological process: biosynthetic process.